UCCUGUAGAGAACAGGAAGGCCGAAAAGGAUCCUUUAUAGCUGUUCCUUUUUGGCAACUGACAAAAUUAAACUGAGGCAUAUAAGCUCCCCAAAUGAAGAAAGCAUUGCAUCCAACUAUGAUCCGACAAGAUUCCAGUUCUCUCCAUGAUCAGCAUAAACCUCGUGCUAAGAACUACUUCAAAGUUGUAUCAAGGAAACUAGCUGGAGUUUUCACAGCAUUAUUGUCUGGGAAAAGAAAAAAGGGUAGAAUUGAUGUCAACAAGAUGCAAAAAAAUAACACCCGAGUCGAAAGAAUUUCCUUCUCUACUUCAACAGAUCAAUCGACAGCGAGCGAUGUAAGGAGCUCAGCUGGAUUCAAGUCUUUUGGUUCUUAUGGUUCUUCCAGUUCUAUGAGUGGACGUAUCACAACACCCAGUUUCUCCUUCGAAGAUAUCUGUAAGGCAACUGCAAAUUUUUCUCCCGAAAAUAAAAUUGGGGAAGGUGGGUUUGGAACAGUUUAUAAAGGGAGGCUCAAGGAUGGAUCUCUUGUUGCUGUAAAGCGUGCGAAAAAGGACAAGUAUGACCAGGGCUUACCACAACAGUUCAAGAAUGAAAUACUUACAUUAUCGAAGAUCGAACAUCUGAAUUUAGUAAGGUUAUUUGGAUAUCUGGAGCACAAAGACGAGCAAAUUAUCGUGGUUGAAUAUGUUGGAAAUGGGAAUCUCCGAGAACAUCUUGAUGCUGUAAGGGGAAAUGGGCUUGAAAUUGCCGAACGUCUGGACAUUGCGAUCGAUGUCGCCCAUGCAAUUACCUAUCUUCAUACGUACACAGAUCCUCCUAUAAUACAUAGAGACAUAAAAGCAUCAAAUAUCCUUAUCACAGAGAAACUCCGGGCGAAAGUGGCGGACUUUGGAUUCGCACGACUUGCUACAGAGGAUCCCACUGCAACCCACAUCUCGACUCAAGUCAAAGGAACUGCAGGCUAUGUGGAUCCUGAAUACACCAGAACUUAUCAGCUCACUGACAAAAGCGAUGUAUACUCCUUUGGUGUAUUGCUCGUGGAGUUGAUGACCGGAAGAUAUCCAAUUGAAUCAAAGAAACCGGUCAAGGAGCGAGUAACCGUACGAUGGGCAAUGAAGAGAUUAAAGGAAGGAGAAUUUGUGAUAGCGAUGGACCCAAAGCUAAGGAGAAGUCCAGCAUCAAACAUGGUGGUUGAGAAUGUCCUGAAACUGGCACACCAAUGCCUUGCACCAGUGAGACAAUCCAGGCCAACCAUGAAGAAAUGUGUGGAGGUCUUGUGGGGAAUUCGUAAAGAUUACAAAGAUAGAGUGUCUUCUACUACUGCUGCUUCUACCUCUCACUGUUCUGCAAAUUUUCCUUAUAGAAAUGCUAAGUCUGACAGGCACUUGUUUGGAAUACAAGAGGGUGACAGCUAUGGUUUUAUUUCUGCAUAAAAAUAGUGACUAGUGAGUGAUUUUUUACUUUCUUUUUUGGAAUGGUCAGUCAAUUAUUUCCCAUUCUUUUCCCUUUUGUGAACCUCAUCAAAUUCCCAACGUCGAAUGAAAUUGAAAUAUGAUGCAAAAAUGUAAACAAAAGAUUAGUGAAUGAUUUUAUGUUCGUACA
Messenger RNA from Gossypium raimondii (Peruvian cotton), 1603 nucleotides. Its product is annotated as calmodulin-binding receptor-like cytoplasmic kinase 1. The transcript has 6 exons. NCBI's taxonomy places the organism in Eukaryota, Viridiplantae, Streptophyta, Magnoliopsida, Malvales, Malvaceae. Bases 94 to 1434 code for a protein of 446 amino acids. Gene Ontology annotation, molecular function: ATP binding; protein kinase activity. Gene Ontology annotation, biological process: protein phosphorylation. The record is from RefSeq and is a predicted model, not a curated record.